Messenger RNA from Acyrthosiphon pisum (pea aphid), 5677 nucleotides. RefSeq names its product protein PFC0760c. Lineage: Eukaryota; Metazoa; Arthropoda; Insecta; Hemiptera; Aphididae. The transcript is spliced from 14 exons. The record is from RefSeq and is a predicted model, not a curated record. Gene Ontology annotation, molecular function: protein kinase activity; ATP binding. Gene Ontology annotation, biological process: protein phosphorylation. Bases 550 to 5601 code for a protein of 1683 amino acids.
GCGCAGUAGUCGCAAUCGUACGACAGUGAGUCAUGUUUUCUUUUCGCGAAUCCGCACCGUACGGGGAAAACGUCGUGCACUUCCGGUAGCCCCUGUUGUACCACUCGACGGUAAUCGUCGUCAUUUCCCGUUAAUUUUUUUUUUCGUAUCCAUAGUACGUCAUUUUUCCGGUCUUCUGGAAUAUCGUCCGUAGAUCGGUUUAAUCUUGAUUGCACUCGUUGACGUUCGUUUGGAUUAUUUCACGCACAGUCCUUCCCAUCCGUAAACAGUACGCGCCAAAAAUGUAAACAGAUUUUCCUUCUGGACGUGCCGAAUUCGUGUCAAAUAUACCCCCCGAUUGGGGCGCCGCGUACGACCUGCCUAUUGUUGAGCUGUGAGUGAUUAAAAAUAAUAUGUUUGGCCGACCGUCGUCGGUGGGCAGAUGACUUGUGUGGCCGCCUCUGUGUCGUACGUCACGACGUUUCAACGACAGCAGCAGUUGUCCGUCCGUGCGGCGUGGCUGAACACUAGAGAAAUGGCCAAGGCCCUGAACGCGAGCCAGAGCUAAAAAUGGAACACACAGCCGUCCCGUUGCUGUGGUUGUGUUUGGUUUCGACCUGGAUCGAAUCGUCAGCAUCGUAUCCGAUCGGAGAUAUAAAUUCUAGUACAGCAUUAUGGAGCAGUUAUAAUACUUGGCUAGAAGCAUCAAUAGUUGCAGUCAUUUUUACUAUAUGUGUAGUUGUCUUUCUUGUUGGCUGCUUGGACUGCUGUCGAAACAGUAGAUUCAGUUUUAAGGAUUCCACAGUAACACAGGAGUUCCAAAAUGAAGUACUCUCCACAAGGGAUUACAGUUCUCCAGGAUUGGCAUUUGUCAACCCCAUUAGCAAUCUUCAUAGUAACGAGUUGUCAAGAUCAGACUCUACUGUCAUCAAUAUUGAACAGCUUUCACCAUCAAUUAAAUAUCAGUCAUUAUUUAAAGAAUGGAUAAAUGAUUCUCUAUCAAAUUUUCCAAGGUCCAGAUUACAAUUUCAUCAUGAACUUGGUUCUGGAUGGUUUGGAAGGGUGGUAAGUGGUGAAGUGGUUGGCUUGAACCAAGGUGAAAAUAAUAAAGUGGUAGUCCGCAUCUUAAGAGAUGAUGCUACUGAUUCCGAACGACUAAAAUUCUUACAAGAAGCUGCUCCUCAUAAAAUUAAAGUGAAAAAUGGAAAUCACUUAAUUUUAGGACUUGUAGCUGCUUGUAUCAAAAUGGACCCAUUAUUGUUAAUAUUCGAGUCUAGUCCAUGUGGUGAUUUGAAAAUGUGGCUCCGCAAAAAUGCAGACACCAAUGAAUAUGAAACCCAAUUAGAACGUAAACUCAAAAUGUCUGUUCAAGUAGUCAAUGGGCUUUUGCAAUAUUUAAAAAGUGGAGCUGUCCAUACGGAUGUAGCGGCAAGAAACUUUUUAGUAUUUCCUGACAAUGUAGUCAAAAUUGGUGAUUAUGGUAUUAGUACCCAAUCAUAUAAGGAAGAUUAUUAUUUCACUGAAGAGGGAGUGGCCAUUCCUAUUAGAUGGAGUUCUCCUGAAACCCUAAAUGUCUCUGAAUCUGUUAUUGAGACCAAAAAGGUUACUGUGGAAGGAAAUGUAUGGAGUGCUGCAGUGGUAAUAUGGGAAAUAAUGGAAAAUGGUGCUCAACCGUAUGGUUCUCUUAGCGAUUUAGCCGUUCUAUCUGCUGUAUUUAUUGAACGUACUCCACUUUUACUUCCACCAUCAUCUAAACAUCACAAACUCUCUCAGCAAAUAUAUCAAGUAAUGUUGCGGUGUUGGAAUAGUGACCAAUCAAAAAGACCAACAUUUCCAGAAAUUAUAUCAUCUCUGGAAGAAACCUAUAGCAUGUUAAAAGCUAAUUUUGAUCCUAUUUCCUCAAAUUCAAGUCCUAUGUUUUCUAAAGAUUUUGUUAAAAGUGAUAGUGACUCAGGAAUAAUGAGCUCUGUCAAUAGACCAAAAUCAUGUGAAGUUCAAAUAUACGCAGAUGAUAUGAGUGAUAUCAGUUCUCAACCAUCUGCGUCUAGUGGUGUUGAUGUAUUUAAUCAAUCCAAAAAAUCCCCAUCCUUAGAAAUAUUGCAUGGAUCAUUAGAGGAUCUGACAACGUCAAAUGACCUAUGGAAUAGAACAGAUGAUAGUAUUCAAUUUAUGGAAGGCAUAAAUAAUGCUAUUAGAGAGUUGGAUGAAGCUUUAGCUGGUGAACCUACAUCUUCUGAAGCUGAAUGCUCUCCACCAAUUGUUAAUUUUAGACUCGGUCCAAUAGCCGGUAAUAAAAUAAGCCGUCCACUAUUUGAAAAUUCUUACAAUGAUAACUCAUAUCUAGAAAGACGUUCUGGUAAUGAGUCAUCUGGAACGGAUACAGAAGAUGAACAUUGGAGAUUAAGAAUUGAGCGAGGUGAGUUUUCUGAAAAAGUCAAACAGAAAUCAAAAAGUGUUGCAGAUUUGAUGGUACUGACUCAUAUUGAUGCUAGCGAAAGUAGUGAAGGUGAUACUCCAUUAAAUUCGUUAUCAAGGCAAAACAGUUUUAAGUACAAUCGGUUAGCUGUUCCGCUCUUAAAUAGUCUUACAUUUACUAGUGAUAGCGACUUAAGAAACGCACAAGAUGAUCAUGAUUUUCAAGAUACUUUGAAAAAAUUCCAAACAGCCUUAAAAAAUAGAGAUGACGAUUCACUUUCAUAUUUGUCUUUACAAAUUGAUAAUAGUAUGAAAGUAAAAAAGGAUACUAAAACAAACAAUAAUACCAAUCCUUUUUUAGAGAUUGAAGCCUCGGAAAAAAAUAUUAAAAAUAACCCAUUCAUUUUACCAAACACAACUCAAUGUUCAACAGCUGCCAAUAACUCUUCUGUCCUUCUGGGUCCAUGUGAAAAUUUCACAAUAGAUUAUUAUAAGGGUAUUACUUCCUCUCUUACAGAGAAACCAAUCAAUGAAAAGAUAGAUAAUUCAAUAUUUGAAAAUGUCAGUUUUACAUUUAACCCUUAUGAGUCAAUGAAAUGGGACUCAAAUAUAUUCGACUUUAGUAAGCCUGUUUUAGAAGAAUCUGGAGACACAAAAGUAGAAUGCAAAUCAAAACACCUAGUUUUAGAUGAAACAGUCAAAGAAUCCACUUAUAGCACAUUGGAAUCAGACUCUGGCCAUACAUCAGAUUACACAAAUUGUGAAGAUAUUUCUACUAAAGAUACUCUAGAAAACAAAAGUUUGUGUACUCCAAAUUAUACAUUUAACGAGUCAAGCGAAGCUUAUAACUAUUACAACAAUAUCACUGUACUAAAGAAUGGCUCUGAUGACUCUGGUUGUGAAAUUGAACAGAUAACAAGUGAAGAUGGUAGUACAGAAUUUCUAAAUGAUAAAUCAGAAGAUGAAGACGACAAUGAAAUUACUGUGAUCAAAGUACAUGAUUUGUAUGAAGACAAAAUCCACAAUGAUCAAUCUAAAUUUGAAGGAAUAUCUGAUGAUGAUAAUAAACAAUGUGAGGGUAAAGGUCAAUAUGAAAUUGACGAUAUCAUCGAAGGUCUUUCAGAAUCUUGGUAUUUACAUCCACCAUAUCAAAACACAUCUGGUUGGCUACCAGAUACUUUAAAUCAUGAUGAUGAAACUGAUGAUAAAGAAUUAUCAUUAGAUGAAGAAUAUGCAGAAGCUAUAAGACAAGAACUUAGAGGUAAAGUUAAUCAAAACGAUAAUGAUUCUAGGAAUUUAAACAUUUCAUUGGAAGAAAAGGAAAAUGUAGCAGAAAACACUGAUCAUACGGAUAUGGUCAUACAUUACAAUGUUUAUCCUCCUCCUUUGUCCACAAUAUUUGAAGAAGACGAAGAUGAAGUACCCGAAAUAGUUGAUAAUUUUUCAGAAAAUCCCAGUCCUUCAUGUAUUUUAACAGAUACUUCUACCGACCAUCUAGUCAUAAGUAGAGAAAAACUUGUCGAUUCUUCAUCGGAACUAGAUGAUAAUGUUCAAGAUGAUGUUUUGAUUAUUGACACUAUAACUAAUGAAGCAAUCAUAUUGGACACAGACGUGUCAGAGAAACAAGAAAUUAAUGUUUUAAACAACACGUAUACAAUUGAAGAAGUUAACUCAGAUACAGAUGAUAUAUUAGAAAAUUUGGAAUCUGACAGUGUGGCAUCAUAUUCCCCUGAUUCGUUAUCACCAGGAUCAACUAGUAAAACUGCUGCAGCGGUGUCUUAUUCAUCGUCUGAGUCAGCAGGAAUUUCAGAUCAGUUUGUUUCUCCAACACUCAGUAAUAAUGAUUUACCUCUGGACAAACAAACUAAUGCACUUAAAAGUAUUGAAGAAUUACUGAGUUCUCCGCAUCAUACUAAUUCAAAUGAACACUUAGAUGAAUUCAACAACAUGCAGAACGUAAACUGGUUAAAAAUGUUUUUGAACUCUGAAACUUUUUGUGAAAACGACCUUGCUCAUUGUACAUCGUUACCAAAUUCCAUAAAUUUCAAUAGUUACAAUUGGCCAACAGUUAAUGAAUUGACUGCCAUAAGCAGCUCGGAACCAAAUUUAACUAAAAUUGACGUUGAUAAAACUUUAAAAACACAAGCUGUUUAUGAAGCCGAUUGUUGGAAGAGUUUAGAUUCUAAUUCAACAAUUACUGAAGAAAAAACUCAUAGAGAGUUUAAAGUAUCAUUAGUGAACGAAACUCCUGAAAAACAAGAAUCUUGUAAAUUAUUGCCGAUUCCAUCACCAGAUGACAACGUUUUAAACAAUUGGAAAACUGUGUUUGGUUCGUCCAAUGAUAAAGGUGAUACUGGUGAUGGUAAUGAAUCUGCCAAAUCAGAAGAUGUUACUGAUGAUGAUGAUGAUGAUGAUGAUGAAGUGGAAUUUGUCCCUUCCACGUGGAACAGUAAUGCAAUACCCAGUAAAACCUCAUUACGCAAUUCAAACUGUCAAUCAGGUACCAAAAAAUCUGUAUCAUUUAAGCAGCAAAACUAUCAUUGUGUCUACGAGUAUCCACGUGACGAUAGUGAAACGUUUGAUUUAGAUAUUGGACCAAUUUGGGACCGCACACCUAAUUAUUUUGAUUUAUCAUCCUUCAGUGAUUGGGGAACUGGUUCAUCAAAAGCUGAUUUACUCAGUCCAUCGUUUAUUGAUGAUGAAGCAUGUAAUCCAAUUCAAACAUUUCCACAAGAAUCCAACUUCAAUUUUCCCUCAACCACUUUUGAUGAUGAUUUUUACAUAAGUAGUUCAAAUCAACCAUUUGAAAUAAACCAAAGUCAAUUUUUCCCUGGUCAAAAGUCAAACAAUUCUACUGAUGACACUUUUGAACCGAAUGCGGCUGAUUUAACUCCGCUAAAACCCAAAAAUAUAAUUGUCAAUUCAAAUGAAGAUGUACCAGAACCGGUUUCAAUUGUCAGUGCAGUUACUCUGGAUGAAGAACUAGCUAAAGCUGAGAUGGAUAAUAUGGACAUAAAAACAUUGGGUAAAAUACUAUCUUUCAAAAUGGAUGAUGUUGUCAAAAUCAGUGAUAUUAAAAAGCCUAAAGAACCACUUUCGCCCACUUUGGGAGAACUGUGUCAUACCAAACAGCAUUUGACUUUGAACCUAUGCAAAUCUACGUCCAUACCACCUUCCAGCAUCAGCACGGAAAAGUUUAACACCUAGACGAUUAAGAUCAUUGGUUAUUAAAAAAAAAAACAAGUGUAGGAAACCCUGAUACCCGAACGUACUUAAUGUUAUG